AUGAUCAUGGCACAGCUGGGAGCGGUAGUUGGAGUGGUCACUGUCCUAAUUGCCUUGAUUUUACAUUCAUCUAUUCAUAAAGUAGAAGAAGGUCAUCUGGCUGUGUAUUACAGAGGGGGCGCUUUAUUAAGUAAUCCAAGUGGACCAGGAUACCAUAUAAUGCUCCCUUUCAUCACUAAUUUUCGUUCAGUUCAGACAACAUUACAAACUGAUGAAGUGAAAAAUGUACCCUGUGGUACCAGUGGGGGUGUUAUGAUUUACUUUGACCGGAUAGAGGUUGUGAAUAUGUUGACUCCUUCAGCAGUGUAUGACAUUGUGCGGAACUACACAGCAGAUUAUGACAAAACAUUAAUUUUUAACAAAAUCCACCAUGAGCUGAAUCAGUUUUGCAGCGUUCACACACUGCAGGAAGUGUAUAUAGAGCUGUUUGAUCAGAUUGAUGAGAACCUUAAACUGUCACUACAGAAGGAGCUUAAUUCCAUGGCCCCUGGACUCACGAUACAGGCGGUACGUGUAACUAAGCCAAAGAUUCCAGAAGCUAUCCGCAGAAACUUUGAACUAAUGGAAGGGGAGAAGACCAAGCUAUUGAUUGCUGCGCAGAGGCAAAAGGUGGUAGAGAAAGAGGCAGAGACUGAAAGGAAAAAAGCGGUAAUAGAGGCAGAAAAAGUUGCACAAGUGGCAAAAAUUCAGUAUCAACAAAAAGUAAUGGAGAAGGAAACUGAGAAACGCAUUUCUGAGAUUGAAGAUUCAGCUUACCUUGCUAGGGAAAGAGCCAGAGCGGAUGCUGAAUUUUACACUGCUGAGAAGUUUGCAGAGGCUAACAAGUUAAAACUGACACCGCAGUAUCUGGAGCUCAUAAAGUAUCAAGCCAUUUCAGCGAACAAUAAGAUCUAUUUUGGAAGUGACAUUCCCAGCAUGUUUAUGGAUUCCUCUUCUCUGAAACCUCCAGUAAUGGAGCAGUAUGGUGGAGGAUUUUCAGACAGAGAGAGCAAGUCUCAGAAGAAGGCUGGGAAAUCAUGA
Molecule: messenger RNA, 1020 nt
Organism: Staurois parvus
Lineage: Eukaryota; Metazoa; Chordata; Amphibia; Anura; Ranidae
Source: the annotation of a GenBank genome assembly